CAAAGCCAAAAAGGAAGCAGAGAGGAAAGCAGGGGAGGGAGAACGAUGCAUCAGGAUCAGGGAUUUAUACCCAGCUAGCUCGCUACUCGAUCUCUGUGCGGAGUUCUUCAGCGAUGGAAGCAGGUGCAGGCGACAGGAAGGUGGUGGUUGUGGGUGGUGGCGUCGCCGGCGCCAUGCUCGCCAAGCACAUGCAGUUUGACGCCGAUGUCGUCCUCAUCGACUCGAAGGAAUACUACGAGGUCCCCUGGGCAAGGAGCAGAUCGAUGGUGGAGCCACCGUUUGCAGAGCGAUCGCUGAUCCAGCACACCGACUACCUCAGCAAUGCCAGAGUCACGGCGUCGCCCGCGAUCGACGUCACCGAGUCCGAGGUCUUGACCGCGGAGGGUCGCGCCUUUGCAUACGACUAUCUCGUCAUCGCCACCGGCCAUGUGGAUUCCACGCCAAGGAGCAGGAAGGACAGGCUCGAGCAGUUCAAGCAAGACAACAAGAGGAUAAGAUCUUCCAGCUCCGUGCUGGUCAUCGGAGGAGGCCGAACCGGCGUCGAGCUCUCUGCGGAGAUCGCGGCGGACUACCCGGAGAAGAAGGUGACGCUCGUUCACGAAGGCCCAAGACUGCUUCAAAUCCUCGGCCCGAAAGCUUCCGAGAAGGCGCUCAGAUGGCUGAAGUCGAAGGGGGUCGACGUGCUCCUGGGCCACUCCAUCGACCUGGACGCCAUCUCCGAGGGGCAGCGAUCAUUCACGACUUCCGCCGGAGCAACCAUCACCGCCGACUGUCACUUCGUGUGCGCGGGGAGGCCGCUGGGAUCCUCAUGGCUGCAGCACACCCUGCUCAAGGAUAACCUGGAUCGGUUUGGGAGGUUGAAGGUGGACGAGAACUUGAGGGUGAGAGGCCGGAAGAACGUGUUCGCCAUUGGCGACGUAGUUGAUCUUCCCGAGAUCAAACAGGGGUUCUCAGCACGCAAGCACGCUGCGGUGGCUGCCAAGAACAUGAAGCUGUUGCUGAGAGGAGGGAAGGAGGAGAAGAUGGCCGUGUACAAGCCAAGAUCAGCAGCAGCAGCAGCAGCAGCACCGGCAGUCGUUUCCUUGGGGAGGAGACAGGCAGUGGCUCAGUUUCCAUUCACCACAGUGAGUGGGUACAUCCCUGGCUUGUUCAAGUCCAAGGACUUGUACGUGGGUUGGAAUAGGAGAAAGCUGGGGCUGGAAACUGACAUUAUCUGAAUCGAUGCAACAGUUCUCUAUUCCUUCUUCCCUUUCUGCUUCUUGUUCUUGUCAUAUGCUUCUUUGUCUGUGCUUCUUGUUGUUGAGCUGCUUUCAUGAACAUUAUGUUUGGGGAAUGAAACUAAUUACACCUUUUUCAAGGAAAAUAGAAGUAUAUCUUUUUGCCGAAUCCUAUCGAUAGGAGCAGAAGGAAACAAUAGGUGAGACAUUUGUCUGCACAAGUUUUCGAGUAGGUACAAAAGAAUGCAUAAGAUUGAACUCAGAUAAGAGCAGCAAUGAAGAGGUACUGAGAAGAAGAAGCUCUACACACACAAAAGAAUCAGGCUUUAUUGAGCAAACAAGGUGCAAACUGGUUUCCAAACAUAAAUGUGUUUAGGCUAUACUGUACACACAUUUCAUGCCCUUCGAUUACAUCAUAUGACAUCAUUUUUUUUUUUGGACAACCUCUGUCUCACCUUUGAAACAAUUCAGAAAUGAACAAACGAAAAAAAAAUUGCAAGCUCAGCAAAACAACCUUUGACGACGAAAAGAACACUCCGCACGACCAAUAAAACAUGGCUCAAACAAAAGAGAAAAA
This is a messenger RNA of Musa acuminata AAA Group (dessert banana), 1794 nucleotides long. RefSeq lists its product as uncharacterized. Gene Ontology annotation, molecular function: flavin adenine dinucleotide binding; electron-transferring-flavoprotein dehydrogenase activity. Lineage: Eukaryota; Viridiplantae; Streptophyta; Magnoliopsida; Zingiberales; Musaceae. The coding region runs from base 114 to 1217 and encodes 367 amino acids. The record is from RefSeq and is a predicted model, not a curated record. Gene Ontology annotation, cellular component: cytoplasm. The transcript has 4 exons.